AUGUCUGUAAUACUAAAAGAUCUUAACGACUAUAUUGCCCCCUCUCAGGCAUGCAUAAAGCCAGUUGAAGUUAAUAAAACCACGACAGACAGCAGUAACGUGAUCAAAAUAGAUGAUUCUGGCGGUUAUUACGAA
This is a messenger RNA of Acaulospora morrowiae, 135 nucleotides long. Lineage: Eukaryota; Fungi; Glomeromycota; Glomeromycetes; Diversisporales; Acaulosporaceae. The record is from the annotation of a GenBank genome assembly.